Messenger RNA from Mollisia scopiformis, 722 nucleotides. RefSeq lists its product as uncharacterized. Bases 273 to 620 code for a protein of 115 amino acids. The transcript has 2 exons. Lineage: Eukaryota; Fungi; Ascomycota; Leotiomycetes; Helotiales; Mollisiaceae. The record is from RefSeq and is a predicted model, not a curated record.
UCCUUGUCCAUGUCCACCUUGGCUCGGGUUCGUGAUAUUGUCGAACUUCCGAGUGCUUAGACGUGGAUAAGUGACGAUGUUAAAAUGAGGCAGCACCCGUAGUAAAGAUGCUGCAGAUUCCUGAUUGCGACCGACCUUAGGCCUCAUAAUACGACGAUCCCACACAUCAAAUGUCUGCGCGGACUUGGAAUAUCUUCCUCUCGUGACACUCGAACAAGCCAUUGCCGAAAAGCUAUACUAGGAGCUUCCUAGCCGGACCAUAAUCUCCAGCCAUGAGCGUUGCAACAGCCACCUCGUUGAGGGUCAUUGCUGUAUCGAUUGAUGGGUCCCUUGGCGGUCCCAUUCGAAACCCACUGCGAUCUGUUGGAGGCGCUAUGAUGGGUAGAUUCCUCGAAGACCGCCAACGAUACGACGCUAUUGCCUGUGGUGUUCCCACAAUCUUGAAGGAGAUAUCCCCAAAACAAGACAUUGAGUCAACGUUAAAGACGCUCCGUACGUUGGCACCGCAGGCGUCAGGUACCAGUGCCAAAAGGAAUGAGCAGCGAGAUGGUGGAGAUAGCGGAGUUGACGGGGGUUUUCAGCGCCCAAGCUACAGCAGAUGCGGAGGAGGGCAGAGCUAGGUUUUCUUCGGACUGGUGCUCCUGGGCACCCUUGUAAUAAUAUCUGUCAUAAAACGGUCGGUGGGUGGUUCUCAAUGAAAAUUUUGCUUCUUUUGGUCAGCC